AUGGUCGCAGCUCUCACCAUACCUCUUGACUAUGUUGCAAUAGGAGGUCAGUCCUUAUUCAUUCCCGCGCUGCUCUAUCUCCGCGUCAAUGAGCUUCGUAUUUUAAUCCACAGACCUGCACUUCAUUCAUCCGCUUCAAUCCAGAAGAACCCUCUGAGUGUGCGCAUUGCCAUCAACGUUGCGCGGCGUUCGGUCAACGUGUUAUUGUAUCUUUGUCGCCUGCGAGCUCUUCAUUCCAUGCACCACGUCUGGGCGACCCAUUUCCUAACUUCCUCGCUUACCGUUGUUGCUCUUGGCAGUCUCCCACGCACAGAAAGAUUUUGA
This is a messenger RNA of Trichoderma virens Gv29-8, 324 nucleotides long. RefSeq lists its product as uncharacterized. Lineage: Eukaryota; Fungi; Ascomycota; Sordariomycetes; Hypocreales; Hypocreaceae. Bases 1 to 324 code for a protein of 107 amino acids. The transcript has a single exon. The record is from RefSeq and is a predicted model, not a curated record.